Messenger RNA from Thermochaetoides thermophila DSM 1495, 2127 nucleotides. Its product is annotated as WD40 repeat-containing protein. NCBI's taxonomy places the organism in Eukaryota, Fungi, Ascomycota, Sordariomycetes, Sordariales, Chaetomiaceae. Bases 1 to 2127 code for a protein of 708 amino acids. The transcript is spliced from 7 exons. Gene Ontology annotation, biological process: regulation of transcription by RNA polymerase II. Gene Ontology annotation, cellular component: Set3 complex. The record is from RefSeq and is a predicted model, not a curated record. Gene Ontology annotation, molecular function: protein binding; transcription corepressor activity.
AUGGCAACAGCGCCAAACCCACACUGGGCCCGUGGCCCACAGCCCAGAAUCCAGAUCGCCGGUCCCGAACGUCAACGAAACGCCAAAGCAUUUAAUCUGCAAUCUUCCACCAUCCCAUUUGACGGCGCGCCUGUCAUUGUCGACAUCGCCGCACCAACCACACUGCCGGAUUCCAUCACCACCCUCACCUCUCACUCUCACCUUCGCUGCUCAGCUGCUACGCUUCGUUUCCCGCAACUGCCGGCGUCGGCGCCACAAACCCCGCCAGCAACCAUGAAGGAAUUGCUCGACACCGAUCGGGUGAAUUUUCUCGUCUGGAGGUAUCUCCUCGAGUCAAAUUACCGCGAGACGGCCGCCAAGCUGCAGAAGGAAUGGAGGGUCCACCAGCCUCACAGGCAGUUUGACUUUGCGCCACAUGUCAAUACCUAUGCUCUGGUGUCGCUGUUGAACAAAGGCCUGAUCUAUGAGGACUACCAAAGGCAAUUUGCCGCGGAACAGGCUCGUCUUGCGGCACCAGGAACCGAAAUACCAGAGCCACGGGGCGUGUUUGGGCCGUUAAAAUAUCACACCGACCAGCCUGUGGACGAGGAUGAGGAGGACGAUGAAGAAUCAGAGCCCGAACCGGAACCCGAAGAGAUUGAGAACCCACGGAAGCGCCUGGUUGACCGGCCGCAUCACGAUUUGUCGCAAGGGUCCCCCGCCAAGAGGAAGCGGCUUAGUAACGGCUACGACAAUGGGGCAGCAGCCGAUUCGGCCACGACGCCCAUGGAUGUCGACCAUCCGGCAGAAAGCAAUGGCCACGCAUAUCCAUCGCCGCUCGAGGGAGAGCAACCUGAAUCACCACUUGCGCGCACUGAAGGCCCGUCACGGGGCACGCAGGUCGAAAAGGUGCGCGAUCUGACGCAUGGGACCGUGUUUUUGCGCCUGUCCAGCGAUGAAUCGACAGAGCCCAGCGACAACCCUAUCGUGCUUCUCAGCGAGUGGAACCCUCGGGAUCCAUCCGUCUUGGCGACUGCCGGCACAGAUGCGCUAGCCCGCAUUUGGACCUUGCCUAAGACCUCCAUAAGUGGGUCUGCCCCAGAUACCAUUUCCGAUGAGAUAGCCAACAAUCACGUGACCACACCUACCCGCACAUCGGCAGCAUCCAUCAACAUUGUCGAGGAGGACCUGCCCAAGAAUGCGACUAUCUCGGCCAUGGCCUGGAGCGCUAGUGGCGAGUUUCUGGCCACUGGCGCAGAGCUCGGCAGCAAGUCGCGCGUGAGCAUCUGGACAGCAAGCGGUACCCGUGUUCAGGGAUUCGACGGCCUGGACUCGCCUAUCACUAACCUAUGCUGGAGCCCGAAUAACAACUAUUUGCUCGCCAUCAGUCCGGAUGUUAGCAACGGCCCUGAGAACACGGGCACGCUAAUCCACGUGUCGUCGCCCUCCACUCCCAACUCUAUGUCUCAUGUUCUGGAGCACGACCUGCGUGCCGACAGCCUCGAUGCUGCUUGGAUCAGCGAGACCGAGUUUAUCCUCUGCGGCGGUAACCUCCUGGUUUCGUUCCGCUGCACGGAGCAGGGGAUUGUCCCAAUGAAGGAGUUUGCUACGGGCAAGGACGAACGCUUCAGCCUGGUCCAAUUUGACUGCCGUUCCAAAUUGGUUGCUACUGCUAGCGACAAGGGCACUGUCGAUAUCUGGGACGAGAGCGGAAAGCGCCGCACAUUUCCUGCCCACGAUGGCCCCAUCACCAGCCUCAAGUGGCAGCCUUUGCAGUCUGAGCCGACUGAAGACGAGAGGCUGUUGGUCACCGGCGGCGAAGACGGCUCUAUUAUGGUCUGGAACGUGCGCGGAACAGACACCAAACCCAAGUUCGCCAUCACUAUGCCGCCCCCUCUGGCUGUCAACAAUUUGUCGUUGAGCCCGGAUGGGCAGUUCAUUGCCGUUGCGACGCACGACAGGGUCCUUGUUUGGCAGAUAGAUGACCAUGUGUUGCCGAAGGCUACGUGGGAGCCUCAGCCGGGCUGGCAGAGCCCGAAUGCCAAUGGAGAUACCGAGGAUGGUAUCCCGUGCUUGGAUUGGGAUAUGGAGGGGAACAGGCUGGUUUAUGGGCUGGACAACCGCCUUGCCAUCAUUAACUUUCGGUAA